Molecule: messenger RNA, 2911 nt
Organism: Hevea brasiliensis (rubber tree)
Lineage: Eukaryota; Viridiplantae; Streptophyta; Magnoliopsida; Malpighiales; Euphorbiaceae
Product: transcription factor GTE4
Exons: 5
Coding region: 465-2492 (675 amino acids)
Molecular function (GO): protein binding
Source: RefSeq, a predicted model, not a curated record
ACCUGUAAGAUAAGAGUGAGGUAGAGAGAGAAAUUUAGUGAGAGAAAUAUUUUUUAGAGAGAGAAAGUGUUUCUAGAGAGAGAGAGAGAGCAAGAGAGCGAAAAAGGAGAUCUGAUCGAAUCGAGAGAGAAAGGUGAACAAGCACGAACCCUUAACCCUACUGUUUCUUCCAAUCCCAAAACUUCUCUUUUUCUAUAUGUGCCUGUAUAGAAAGACAUAUUUCUAUAGAUAGUUCUCUGUGUAUGUUUCUAUAGAUUUGGAUUAGAAUAAAUCGAGAAAGGUUCGAGCUUGCUGUUUGGUUUUUGUUUGUGUUUUGGGGUUUUGCCCUAAUUGAAUUCUGAUUCUGGGCAAAUUUAGGGUUUUUCUGGCUGGUAGUACAGGGAAGCGAAAAACCCUAGUUUUGGGCCAGUCUUGAGAUUCGGUUUGUGUGGAGAAAAAGAAAUUAGGGUUUUGGAGUUACAUGUAUGGCUUCGGGGACCAUAGUUGGAGAGGGAGGUGGAAAUGAUGGAGCUAGAGAGAAGCAGAGGUAUACAGAGAGUAAAGUUUAUACAAGAAAAGCUUUUAAAGGGCCUAAGAACAACAUCAACAAGCUCACGAGUACGACUACAACUACGACCACCAUAGCCGCCACCACCAAUACUAACAAUAACACCACCACAAACACUGUCAACACCACAAUAACCACCACCGCAACUGCAACUGCAAACGACGACGACGACAACAACAAUAACAAGAGCAGCAGCAACGACAGGAACAAUGAGAACAACUCUAUUCGAAUGCCGGAGUCGCAAACCCCAGCUUUAGAAGACACAAAUUCGGCCCAGAUACAGCCCAUUUCGCGUUUGGAUGCCAACUCCGAUGACUCUUCUAGCCUCAAUAGGCAGCAGGGUACAGCGGCUGUGGCCCCAAUUGACCGGGACCCGACUGCUGGGAAUGGGGUGGUAAAGCAAGAUUUGGACAAUAAAGUAAAGAUAAAUUUGGCGUCGAAGUCUAAGCAGGAGGUGAGAGAGCUCAGGAAGAAGCUGGAGAGUGAACUUGGUAUGGUAAGGAGUUUGGUGAAAAAGAUUGAGGCCAAAGAAGUACAGCUUGGUGUUGGUGGGUAUGGUAAUUCACGAGUGUCUCUGAAUGAGGUUGAUAAUGGAUUGAGGAGGGUUAAUUCAAAUGUGGGCUCGGUGGGUGUUCCACGUGAGAUUACUGCUUUUAUUCCUACUCCUACACCUAGGCAGUCUAGGCCUUUGAAUCAGCUUAGCGUAUCAGUGCUGGAUAAUAGCCAGGGUCCAGGUGAGACCCUGGAGAAAGAGAAAAGAACACCAAAAGCAAAUCAGUUCUAUAGGAAUUCAGAGUUUUUGCUCGCAAAAGACAAGUUUCCGCCAGCCGAUAGUAACAAGAAGUCGAAAUUGAAUGUGAAGAAGCAAGGGGAAAGAGACUUGGGAUUUGGCUUUGGGACGGGAUCUAAGGUUUUCAAGAAUUGUAGUGCUUUGCUUGAGAAAUUGAUGAAGCAUAAGCAUGGUUGGGUGUUUAAUACUCCUGUCGAUGUAAAGACUCUUGGUUUGCAUGAUUACUUUACUAUUAUUAAGCAUCCAAUGGACUUGGGUACUGUGAAGACAAGGCUGACUAAGAAUUGGUACAAGUCGGCUGAAGAGUUUGCGGAGGAUGUGAGACUAACAUUUCAUAACGCUUUGAAGUAUAACCCAAAGGGGCAGGAUGUUCAUAUAAUGGCAGAGGUGCUAUUGAAGGUGUUUGAGGACAAGUGGGCUGUUAUAAAGUCAGAUUAUGAUCGUGAGAUGAGGUUUGCUUCCAGUUAUGAGCUGGGUAUUCCUACACCAACAUCGAGAAAGGCUCCUCUGCUGCCACCCCCUCCUCUUGAUAUGCGGAGGAUUUUGGAUAGAUCAGAAUCGAUGACUCAUCCUCCUGCUGAUCCUAGACCAAAACCUAUUAUUACAACUCCUUCAGGAAGAAUCCCUGCUCUGAAAAAGCCUAAGGCAAAGGAUCCACACAAGAGGGACAUGACUUAUGAGGAGAAGCAGAAGCUUAGCACAAACCUCCAAAGUCUACCUUCAGAGAAGCUGGACAAUAUUAUUCAGAUAAUAAAGAAGAGGAAUUCAUCACUUUGCCAACAUGAUGAUGAAAUUGAAGUGGACAUUGAUAGUGUUGAUGCAGAGACUCUUUGGGAAUUGGAUAGGUUUGUUAUCAACUACAAGAAGAGUUUAAGCAAGAACAAGAGAAAAGUUGAACUCGCCAUUCAAGCGAGAGUAGAAGCUAAGCAGAAUGCCCUGGAGAAGAUACCAGCACCAGUUGUGGCAGAGACACCACUUGAAACUAAGACAGAUGAAAGAAAUGUUUCUGCUUCAUCACCUGUUCCAGUGGAGGAACAGGGAGAUAAUGGAACUAGGUCAAGUAGUUCCAGCAGCUCUAGCAGUGAUUCUGGAUCUUCGUCAAGUGACACUGAUAGUGACAGCUCCUCGGCUUCUGGAUCUGAUGUAGGGCAUUAACUGAGUAGUUGAGUAGUUAUGAUCUCAGAAAAUUUAGAGUAGAUAUUGACUCCAUGGAAUCUGCAUUUGCUGUACAGUGGAGAAGUUGGAUACCAGCAAUUAUCCUGCCACUGGAGAGUGGGGUUGGGUUGAGGCUGUGUAUCUCUGCAUAAUUGGGACUGAUUCCUUGAAUCUACAAGUGGGUUAUUUGUCUAGGCAGAAAUUUGUAUAAUAUUUUGGGUAGAAUGUGGUGAUGAUUAGAUACAGCAGAUGGUUUGUUUUCUGUAGCAAGUGUACAUGACUAACUACUGCUACUCAUCUUAGUUUCAGUAACUUUGUUGUUGACUUUCUCCUUGCUGAUUCAGGAUUCUUUGGUGUUAUACAAAAAGAUUAUCUGUAAUUCCAGCUCUUCAUCAGUGAUAUAUUUCAUAUUCCAAAUA